AUGGUUACAGCGUCUUCCAGCCAUCGGAGUAAGCCUCCGAGGCUUCUCAAAAGCGGCACAGCGACUAGUAAAUCCCACCGAUUCGAAGCCUUCUCCCAGCGCGUCGUUAAGCUAAAGAUCGACCCGGUCCAUCGAGUGCGCCGGACGAGUUUUGGAGAAGAUGACGCCGACGAGACUUCGUCCUGCUUCAGGGCCUCCCUGGAGCACUGGAUGGAGCUCAACCUAUCCGAGAAUUUCACAGAGUUCACCCAGCGUGUGAAUCGCCUGUGCGAAAACCUUCCACAGAUACUAUACCACCAGGAUGCGAUAAUGAACCUGUUGAUGGAAUAUAUUGAGAAGAAGGACGAAUUGAGCAUGGAGCCACUCCUCAGUCUGAUGGCCCAGUUUGCGCGGGAUUUGGGCUCACGAUUCGAGAAACACUUUGCGGCUGCUGUUCAAUUGGUCGCUGCCGUCGCGGCAACCCACCCAAGCGUCGAAGUUAUAGAAUGGAGCUUCACCUGUCUUGCCUGGAUCUUCAAGUUUCUGUCUCGUCUCCUGGUCCCGGACUUGCGGCCGUUGUUAGCGAUCAUGACGCAGUAUCUCGGAAAGGAACACCAGAAGCACUUUGUGGCACGGUUCGCAGCAGAGUCUGUCUCGUUUCUUAUCCGAAAGACAGCUACGGUAUACUACAAAGAUAAGAAACCUCUGGAGCGUGCAGUCACCUUUCUUUUCGAGGACCUAGCCAAAACAAGCGCCGAAGGCCGCCAGGUUACGUCGUAUCAGGAGGGUCUGAUGACUGUGUUCGCCGACGCAACGAAAGGCAUCAAGGGCGCAGUCCACUCCAAUGGCAUAGAUAUAUUACGGUGUCUUAUGAAGUCCGUUGAUGUGAAGGAUAAGGAUCAGAGCACCUUUUCCGAGUCGGUUCUCAGCGGUGUCCUGAUCAAUUUAGUUCACUACUGUACUGCUGAAACUUUUCGCCCUGUCCUGGACGCUGUCUGCGAUUUUAAUAAAAAAAUUACGAUAAAAGAUAAACCUGCGGUUACACGGGUUGGAUGCCACGCUUUAUUCCUGUGCAUUGUCACGAGGAAAGGCUCUCGCGUACAGGACUGGAACCGAGUCCAUUCUGUCCUUUUAAGGCUCCUCAACAAGGCUACUGAGAACAACGGCUUCCCUGAUGGUUCAGUCGAACAGCUUCUCGGAUCAGUGGCUGUCGCAAUUCAGUGUUCUCCAAUGGAUGAGCUACUACCGCACAUGCGACAAAUCAUGGAUGCUGUUACCAACCAAAAAUUAAAUCCGCACUUUAUACCAUUUUGUGAUCUAGUUGCUGGAUUAGGGUCAGAGAGGUUUCAGAGCGUUGUCCAUCCAUAUCUUCAAAAAUUUAUACUGGCUUUAUGGGAAGAAUACGAAGAAGGUCUUUGUGUGCUGCUACCCCGGCUUCAGUCCUCUGGUACUGUUACCUCGAGCUCAACAAGACCGGGAUCUUUAAGCUGCCCGAAUGCCUGGAAGAUGGCUAUUUGCGCAAAACUUAACAAACCACAUCCCAGCAAGGAGGAGGUUGUGACAUUGAACGCGUACUCGAAACUCCCUCACUCCAUUAGCUUCUCGAACGAACCUUCCAUCAUUCCAGACCUUAUUCAGAACCUCCACCAGAAAAUAUCCUCCUCACUAGACUCUGCCUCCUCGGGUGACGACCCCGAAACUAUGUUCUCCCUUGGGCAGGGGUUGUUGACAUAUGUUCGCUUUUCCACCAGCUUAGACCAGCUAGACAAGAAACUCUGGCCUUUACUCUGCUCUAAAGCCAGCCAAUAUUCCAGGAUUCCUGUCUUCCUAGAGGCGAUAUCGGCAUAUGCCUCUCUCCUUCCUGGUAGCCCUGAGAUUUCCGACGAUGACCUCGAUCAAUUUACAAAUGCCCUUCUUACUAACUUGGCUAGCCCAUCGCAUAAGCUAAGGCAGCUCUCCUUGGAAAUCUUCCAGCUGAUUUUCAAAUGGGGCAAGAUAGACGACCCAUGUUUAUCGCUUGCACUAAGCAUUGAAAGCAGCGAGCUGACCCUACAAUCUGCGAGAGUAAUUUCUAUGGACGUGCGGCGCCUUGGGGCUCACUAUGCCGAAUCGUCUCGUAAAAGAUGGCUUGAUCGGCUGAUCCCAAGCUUCUGUUUCGGUUUGCUGUCAAAGAGGCUUGCGUCUAUAUGGGAUGACGCAUGUGAAGCGUUGAAGGUAAUUUGCGAAACCGAUGUUGGAGAGGGCAUUGUUACCGAGAUUGCUAUGAAGUGGCUGCAAGAUGCUCCCUUUCAGAGUACGGCCGAAAAGCCCGCUCACGAUACCAUCCAAAAAUCCUCCUCGACCACCACCGAGUACGAAUGUUUCAACGUCAACAACAUUCAGGCGGACAUAUCCAACUCAUUCCACACGAUUCAGGAUGCCGGUUCAUCCUUACUGAAAGAUUUUGAAUACACCCACUCCCCGCUACCUAUGUCCGCAAAAAAUGCAAGAAGUCAGGCACUCAGGGUUUUGAACGCUGUUCCUAAGAUAGCGGAAAAGAGGUCACGUCUAAUAGUUCCACUCUUUCUAUCAUGGGCCUCCCACGAUGACUCUGCUUUGCCUAUCUCUGGAGAUGAAGAAUCCUCGUUAGAAGAUGAUGCUACCUCACACAAACCACGACAAGGCUGGAGUAUGCAGGACAAAAAAUCGAUGCUCACUCUCUUCGGGAAAUUUAUUAACCCUCGGGUUCUAUACCAAGCUGAACAGGCGCACGAUGCAAUAUCCGGGCUUCUUUGUAACGGUGAUCUGGAAAUACAAAAACUGGCCCUCAACGCUGUGUUUACAUGGAAACUACCAGCCCUCCGGCCAUAUGAGCAAAAUCUCCUUAACUUGGUCGACGAUUCCCGAUUCAAAGACGAGUUAGGAGUUUUCGUACACGUGGGCCAGGACAACAGUGUAAUCAAAAAUGAACACAUAGAAGGAUCGUUCCCCUACAUUUUAAAACUACUAUAUGGCAAGAUGGUUGCACGGGCCGGUUCUCGAGGAUCACUUGGUCGACAGGAGGGACGAAGGAAGGCGAUAUUGCGAGUCGUUUCUCAGCUUCCAGAUGACCAAUUUUCUGAGUUCAUCCACAUCUCCUUUGGGUCUUUGGGCAGUUUUAAUUUACUUGACAAAGAUGGCGCGAUCAAUGAAGAUGCCGUUAGUCGAGAGUUUAUGAGCCUGAGGAGACAGCUUGGUUUGUUGAACAUGGUUGAAACCAUGUUUUCAAUCCUAAAAGGGAAAAUGUUGCCGUACGUUAACCGAGCGAUGAACGUCGUACUGUAUUCUCUCAUUCGAGCAUACAGGCAAAUAACUGAGACCAACGUGAUCACAUCCGACGAUACUGUCCAGCUUACCCUUCUACGCAAUAUCCGGCAGUUAGGCGUCAAAUGUCUUGAUUUGAUUUUCUAUGUCUCUCCUGGGGUGGAGUGGAAACAGUUCAUUCCCAUUAUACUUUCAGAGGUCAUCAACCCAAGGCUAGACAAUUUCGCCGUGGAGACAGCCCAGGCCGUCUCCGGGCUGCUCCAUCUAUUCCGAACAUGGGCUAUUUCUCCAAGGUCGGCAAUGUAUUUCGAGGAUACCAAUAUUAUCCCACGAGUCGUCGACUGUUUAAGCAUAGAAUCUGCAAAAGACGAAGUAAAAGUCUUUGUAUUAGAUGAGGUCUUAAUAUCCUUGGUCAAUAUUUCCACCGAAAAGAAGAUGGACGAUGAAGGGGACGUCGAUAUGUCAGCCCCAUCGCCAGGUGUCAUACGCAGAAGGAUCCUAGGGCCUCAUAUUGAGUAUAUAUUAGUCCAAAUUGAAGACUUCCUUAGAAAGCAGCCAUCUCGCCAAAUUUUAGGGCCUGCGGUUGAGCUUCUGUCGAGGCUUUCGUCCCUCGUGGAGUCAUCUGCAGAAUCUUCGAAACUUAUUAGCACCACCACGGUCUUACUCCAGCAACCUCCGGAUCGAGUACCUCCAAAGACUAAAGGCCGUCUUCUUAAGGUCCUCCAGCAUUUCUUACCCCUCUAUCAGCGUCAAGAUGAUCUCGAACUCACACAGCGAAUAUUUGAGGUCCUUUCAUCUCUUUUCGACUACUUCAAGGAUGAACCAAACCGUGUCUCCCUAUCCAUCGUGUUUGACAUAUUCGUCAAGGAUGACCCAGAGCUGGCUGAAGUUGGAAGACUCAUUGCUGACCUAAACUCCAUAUCCACGAAGCGGCUGGACGAAGUUGAUUUCGAACGGCGGCUUAAAGCUUUUAGCAUCAUAAAUGAAGAAGAGUAUUCCACCUUCACCGUGAAGCAGUGGCGGCCUCUUUUGUUUAACAUAGUUUACCACCUGAAAGACGAAGAAGAGCUUGCCAUACGAUCGAGUGCCUCCCUCAGCAUCAAGCGGUUCAUCCAAACUACCAAGACACAGUCAGGAACUGAGGCCUCUGGAUACGAUGAACUGAUCGCAAAAGUGCUACUCCCUGCCCUACGCAGUGGUGUCAAGCAAAAUGCUGAAACAGUUCGUGCGGAAUUUGUCUCUCUCCUCGGCUAUUUGAUCCAGGAGCACGUUAACCUUCAGGUGGUCAGCGAUAUGCAUGACUUGCUAGCCGGAGGGGAUGAAGAAGCAUCAUUCUUUAAUAACAUUCUUCACAUCCAACAGCAUCGACGUCUUCGUGCAUUGCGAAGGCUUGCCACUGAAGUUGCAAAAGGCAAGAUUCAAGCCACCAACGUCAGCACGAUUUUCUUUCCUCUCAUUGAGCACUUUGUUUUCCAACAGUCAGAGGACGACAAUGCUCAUAAUUUAACUGCUGGGACAGUUACGACCAUCGGCGCCCUCAGUGAGGCCCUAACUUGGAACCAGUUCAAGGCUAUAUUUCGUCGGUACCAGGGGUAUAUGAAAAGCAAGCCAGGUUUGGAAAAGAAUGUUAUCCGACUUCUAAGUCAAAUGACGGAUGCCCUUUCGCGUGCUGUUACAAUAAAGGCCGCACGAUCCACAGCUAAGGAGACAGCUGAAGAGACGACCGAUGAGACGACUGUGGAAGAACACAAAGCUGUCCAGAGCAAUCUGAGCACAUACAUCCCCGGUGUUACGAAACUAACCACUGAGCUCAAGACAGACUUCAUUCCAUUCUUGACCGGAUUCACGAAUAAAAGGAGCGAGUCCGAGGUAACCCUACGUCUUCCCGUAGCAGUUGCCGCCGUCAAAUUACUCAAACUGCUGCCUGAAGAAGAUAUGGCACUACUCCUCCCUCCGCUGCUACUAGAUGUGUCAAAUAUUCUACGCAGUCGUUCACAGGAUACUAGAGAUGUCGCGAGAAAGACACUUGCCGAUAUUGCCAUUAUUCUUGGCCCAACGUACUUUGGAUAUAUCCUUAAGGAAUUGAAGGGUGCCUUGAGUAGGGGAUACCAGCUUCACGUACUCUCGUUCACCGUUCACUCGAUUCUCGUCGCAACCGCCGAUGAAUUCAACAUUGGAGACCUGGAUCAAGACCUUGGCAGCCUCGGGGACAUCAUCAUGGAUGACAUUUUUGGCACGAUUGGCCAGCAGAAAGAUGCCGAAGAAUACGUCAGUAAGAUGAAGGAGGUGAAGAGCAGCAAGAGUUACGACUCCGCCGAACUGUUAGCCAAGAAUGCUAGCAUCCGACAUCUCUAUAACCUUAUUCGUCCAGUGCAGGUUCUCUUACAGGAAAAGCUUACGGCUAGCCUAGUGGGCAAGAUAGAUGAAUUGCUAAGGCGUAUCGCGGUAGGAUUAUUGCGAAAUCCCGGCGCAGAAAGCCGUGAUUUCUUGAUGUUCUGCUACGAAGUCGUGAGAGAAUCGUAUAAAACCCCCGAGCCGGUUGUAUUGGACAAAAACGAAUGGAAAACACAAAGUCGCUUUCUCAUCCAGGUUGCUUCCAUCCGAAAGAAGAGUGGCAGAAGUACCACAUCGUACUUGUACAAACUGGCUCGCUUUAGCUUGGACUCUCUUCGCUCAGUGCUCAACAAAUAUAGCUCCCUAUUAACUGCGGACAAUGUUGCUGGCUUUGUCCCCAUUAUUGGCGACGCCAUCGUCCAAGGGUAUGAAGAAGUUAAACUAUCAGCUAUCAGGCUCUUAUCCACCAUUAUCAAGCUUCCUCUUCCUGAGCUUGACAAGAACGCCGACGUUUAUAUCGUCGAAUGCAUCAAGCUGAUGAAAGAAUCAGCAAGCUCAAAUACUGACGCAUCACAGGCGGCCUUGAAGCUCAUAUCCACCGUGCUCCGCGAACGAAAACGCACUAACAUCAAGGAUUCCUAUCUUGCGUAUCUCCUCCAACGUGUAUCUGCAGACAUCGACGAGCCUGAUCGCCAGGGGAUUGUGUUCAAUUUCAUUCGAGCCGUCAUGGCACGUAAGUUUAUGGUCCCAGAAAUUUACGAGGUUGUUGAUAAAGUCGCUGCUAUGAUGGUGACAAACCACACACGAAAUGCUCGGGAUCUCGCAAGGGGUACAUAUGUGCAUUUCUUGAUUGAAUACCCUCAAGCCAAGAGCAGAUGGACUAAGCAACUAGCCUAUCUUGUUAAGAAUUUGGAUUAUGCCCAUAGAGAAGGUAGAGAAUCAGUGAUGGAAGCGAUCCAUCUACUCUUGUCGAAAACAAACGGAGACUUGGCCCAGGAAAUGAUUGAUAACUUCUUCAUUCCGUUGGUAAUGGUUAUGUCCAACGAUGAGGCACCUAGCUGCCGGGAGAUGGCAGGUUCGCUUUUAGGCAACAUCUUUACCCGCGCUGACGCUGCGCAUCUAAAGACCAUACUCACGCCACUUGAGUCGUGGCUCGAACAAUCCGAGAACCUCGCUCUUACGACUACAGGGCUGCAAGCGAUUAGGAUAUUCUUUGAGUCUGAUGCACAAGUUAAGGAUCGUUAUGUCGGAUUCGUUACUGACCUAUUGCCGGGUAUCAUGGAGCUUUCUUUGAGUAAUCGAGAAGCCAACGAGUGGGAGGUUCUAUAUUAUUCUCUUCAACUCUUCGUGAGACUAUCCAAGUUAUUCCCAGGCGCCACGUUAACUCCGUCCUGCACCAGCAUUUGGGCAAAGGUCCUCCAAAGUCUAUGCUAUCCGCAAGCUUGGAUACGGUCGUGUGCUGCAAAUCUAGUUGGUAUCUGGUUAGCUGAUGUAGCCAGGACAAAUGCGGCUGCAGGGUAUGCGUCCAUCCCCUUAGUUGGAUCGUCAGGCCUAUUGCUAGAUGACAAGUUGAUGCUUCAAAUUACCCGCUCAAGCAUGUUCUGUCUCAAGACGCCUAACCUAUCCGAAGAUCUUGCAACACAAACUGUUCGAAACGUGAUAUUCCUUGGACGCUGCUUCGGCAAGAGUAACCUCGACCUCUUAAAACGGAUACCCUCAAAGAUGAUACCAGAUGAAGAUGAAAGUGACGAAGAGGACGAGGAAGGCAGUGAAUCCAAAACCGCCGGUGAGACGAAGACCGCCGUUCAAUAUAUCUUUGAACAAGGGGCUCGGAUCCUCCGAAAAGAAGUCAUCACUACGCGAGCAGAAUCACUCAAUGCCAAGGUAGCCUGCAUGAAAAUGAUUGCCGCGCUGUGCAGCCACCUCGACGUCUCGAAGAUAACACCAUACUUGCAAACUAUUCUCCUGCCCCUUUUGCAUUUGACUGACCCAUCAAUCCCUGCGCCCCGAUCAUCGGAUGAAGUCUUCCAGACGACAUACAAGUCAUUAGUGACGAGCAGUCAGGAGAUACUAGAUCUGCUUCAGAAGAAGCUUGGAACCACGGAGUUUGUAGCGCAAAUGAGCCAGGCUCGUGACCGGGUGAAGGAGAGAAGAGAAGGGCGAAGGGUCAAAAGAAGGAUCGAGGCGGUCACAGCCCCUGAAAGGUUUGGCCGUGAUAAGAAGCGCAAACAUGACCGCAAGAGGGUGAAGAGAAAAGAGAGAGGCCUGGAAAAUAGGGAUCGACGACACGAAUACUAA
Arthroderma uncinatum is the source of this 7893-nucleotide messenger RNA. Its product is annotated as U3 snoRNP protein Utp20. The record is from RefSeq and is a predicted model, not a curated record. The transcript is spliced from 2 exons. Bases 1 to 7893 code for a protein of 2630 amino acids. Lineage: Eukaryota; Fungi; Ascomycota; Eurotiomycetes; Onygenales; Arthrodermataceae. Gene Ontology annotation, cellular component: 90S preribosome; nucleolus; small-subunit processome.